GUUGCAUUCAGUCGUUCCUCCACAGACAUUCGUCUAAAGGCUCAACCGAACGGUUAGCAGCGAAUAGAUCGAGCGACAUCAUGCCACCCAAAGCGAGCGGCAAAGCAGUGAAGAAAGCCGGCAAGGCUCAGAAAAAUAUCAGCAAGACCGAUAAGAAGAAGAAAAGGAAGAGGAAGGAGAGCUACGCUAUCUAUAUCUACAAAGUCUUGAAGCAGGUGCAUCCCGACACCGGAAUCUCCAGCAAGGCGAUGAGCAUCAUGAACAGUUUUGUUAAUGAUGUUUUUGAGCGUAUUGCCGCUGAAGCAUCCCGACUGGCGCAUUACAAUAAGCGUUCGACGAUCACGUCUCGGGAGAUUCAAACGGCAGUUAGGCUUCUGUUGCCCGGAGAACUGGCAAAGCACGCCGUGAGUGAAGGCACCAAAGCAGUCACCAAAUACACCAGCUCUAAGUGAAUGAUUGCUCUCCAAAUCAACGGCCCUUAUCAGGGCCACAAAUUUCUUAUACGUUUGACAUUCACGUUUUGCAAUUUUAUUAUUAAAUAUAAAUAUGUACACAUCCAUUUACAAACUAAACUAUUAACUCACUUUAAUUGAGUUUGACUUGGAGGUAAUUCUUUAUAAAAUCCUGACAGGGAAAGAGAACCUUUAGGAAUAAAAAUAUUAAGAAUCUACUUUUGCACGAGUUUUUUUAAACAAAUUGUGGCUAAUUAAAAAUACUUUCUAUAGGAAGUUUUUAAUAUCAAUUUUUUAUUAAAAAAAAAAAAAACUGAAGAUAACUUAAAUUUCUCGUAAAACAUGAAUAUAGUGACAGUAUAUGUUAAAAUUAUAGACUUUUAUCCGGUAAAGAUUAUAAACAAGUUCGUAUCAUUUAAAUGAAAAAUUAUAAAAGUUUUCUGUUUUAAGAAGUUCUAUAGAGUUCUAUAGUUCCACCUUUGCUGAAUCACCACUUGAAUCUCUAUUUUAUCAUGAAAAGCGCAUGUCCUGAUUGUAGUGAAAGGCCAGUUCGAUUUUAGCAUUAUUGGCAUCGGUCGGAAACUUUUCCCGUUAUUGAGUGUGUAAACAUAUGUUAAAUAUAUAUUAAUAUAUCUUGUAUCGUAAUCAACAUCAGUUACAUGUUUGAAUUUUCACGAA
Odontomachus brunneus is the source of this 1130-nucleotide messenger RNA. RefSeq names its product histone H2B. Gene Ontology annotation, cellular component: nucleosome. The record is from RefSeq and is a predicted model, not a curated record. The coding region runs from base 81 to 452 and encodes 123 amino acids. Gene Ontology annotation, molecular function: protein heterodimerization activity; DNA binding; structural constituent of chromatin. Lineage: Eukaryota; Metazoa; Arthropoda; Insecta; Hymenoptera; Formicidae. The transcript has a single exon.